AGACUUCCUUAAGCGAACAACCUGCAUACAAGCGAUACCAUAAUUGUACCGAAUCAUAGUUAUCUUAUCGAUGCUGUUCUGAGCGGAGCAAAUUGGGUAAUCUCCGGGCACUUGGUCUCUUUUAGAUAUUUAAGAACUCGCAUAUUUUUUUGAAAAUUUAGUCUGCCGACAGCUCCUGGUUGAUAAACAUAAAGAAGUGUCUCAAAAAAAUUUAAAUGAAUCAAAUACCCUUAAUAAGGUUACUACUUCUCUGCCUUUUGGGUUUUGGCAAUGGAGCGCGAAUUCUGGCACCUUUUUUCCUGCCAGUGCGAAGCCAUUUUAUGAUGACGAAUGCCAUAAUACGAGAGCUGGUAAAACGUGGCCACGAGGUCACCUUCAUAACACCACUAUCGCUGGCCAAGGAAAAUUUGGGGCCCAACUACAAGGAGAUCUUGCUGCCCCACUAUGAUACAUGGUCUGAUAUUAACAAGUUGAUAAAAACUAACUCGGCGGUUGACAUGGUCAGUUUAUCGACGCUAACCCACAUGAAGUUGGCCCAGCAUAUCGGUGUUAAGUCCACAGAUUUUGCCCUAGCACACCCAGAAGUUCAGGAGCUAAUCCAUGCCAAGGAUAAAAAGGGAAGGUACGACCUGCUUUUUGUGGAGCAGUUCCACAACGAAGGUGCUCUAAUGCUGGGUCAUCUCUACGAAAUUCCAACCAUCAGCAUAGCUACUUUCGCCUAUGCCAACUAUUUCAGCCAAGUUUUCGGCUUCAUAACUCCGUUAUCUUAUGUUCCCAAUGUGUUUCUACCCUACACUGAUAAAAUGAGUUUGUGGCAUCGGUUUGAAAAUGUCUUACUUAGCGCCUCUGAAGAUUUUAUCCGACACACCUCCUACUACCCGGCACAAGAUGCAGUUAUUAGAAAGCAUUUCACCAAAGUAUUACCAAAAGUGCCAACUGUCAAGGAAUUGGAGCGGAACAUUUCAGCCAUUCUCUUGAAUAGCUACAUGCCAAUGACAACGUCAAGACCUUUGACCUUUAACAUGAUAUCUGUAGGUGGCCUGCACAUUCUUCCUCCAAAGCCACUGACAGGUGAAAUUAAAACCUUUCUAGAUGAGGCGGAUCAUGGCGCUAUCUACUUUAGCUUGGGUUCUCAAGUGCGCAGUGCUGACAUGUCGCCCGAAACACGCCAAAUAUUUCUCAAGGUCUUUGCAGAGUUGAAACAAAGAGUUUUAUGGAAAUUCGAGGACGACAAGAUUUCCAAUCUUCCUGCUAACGUGAAAGUGGCAAAAUGGCUUCCACAGGCAGAUAUCCUGGCACAUCCCAAUGUAAAGGUUUUCAUAGCCCACGGCGGAAUCUUUGGAAUGCAAGAGGCAGUGCAUCAUGCGGUUCCAGUGCUGGGUAUGCCAUUCUAUUUCGAUCAAGAAUCAAACAUAAAUGCUGGCCAAGCUGCUGGCUAUGCAAUCGGUUUGCAUUAUUCAUCCAUUACCGAAGAGCAGUUGAGAUCGGCACUGGGAGAGCUACUCAGUAACCCCAGCUAUAAAACUAAUAUGGAUCGUGCUUCAGAAAUCUUCCGGGAUCGUCAAGUAGGUGCUAUGGAUACAGCGAUUUACUGGAUUGAGUACGUCAUCAAACAUAGAGGUGCCCCACAUCUAGUAGCUGCCGGAGUUCACCUUCCCUGGUACAAAUUCUAUCUUCUCGACGUAUUUUCAAUCCUAGUGGCUAUAUCUGUGCUGCCAAUUUCAAUAUUGUAUGUUAUUUAUAGAAAACUUCAAGCAACAGGUGUAAAAUCUAAAUCAGACUGA
Molecule: messenger RNA, 1784 nt
Organism: Drosophila ananassae
Lineage: Eukaryota; Metazoa; Arthropoda; Insecta; Diptera; Drosophilidae
Gene: Ugt49B2
Product: UDP-glycosyltransferase UGT4
Exons: 4
Coding region: 216-1784 (522 amino acids)
Molecular function (GO): UDP-glycosyltransferase activity
Source: RefSeq, a predicted model, not a curated record